Messenger RNA from Enterobius vermicularis (human pinworm), 1230 nucleotides. NCBI's taxonomy places the organism in Eukaryota, Metazoa, Nematoda, Chromadorea, Rhabditida, Oxyuridae. The record is from the annotation of a GenBank genome assembly.
AUGUGCACGGAAGUCGCAUUCUUCAGAUCACAUGAUUAUGCUGUUGCCGACAAGUCAAUAUUGGACUUCUUGGCUGAUGCCGAUAGAAGUUCACUCAAUAUUUGGAUCGUUUUUUUGGGGGACUGUACAAAAUGUCCUGGAAUAUAUUUCUCUCUAGUUUCUGGAAGGAAAAUCGUCCAGGAUGGCAUUCAUGUUGAAUCAGUUUUAGCCGAAUGUCGGAAUCCCAAAUCGUCAUCUUUAACCGGCAUCGGUAUCAAUAAAUUCGAUUACCUACGACUUUACAUGAAUUUCUUCCCUGAGGAUAUGAAGGUCCACAUUCGUGUAAAAGAAGGGGUUGCAAGAGAGGUUUUGCAUAUUAACGCGCAUAACCCUUUAAAAGAGCCAUUAUUUCUAACGCUUCAAAGUAAAGAGUUCUUUUCAUCUGAUUCGAAGACUUGUCAAUUUGCCUUGCUCUUCCGUAAGGACUUUAUCAAAUUUCUUAAUGCUUUGAAAGAAGGGAGAAGCAUUGGCGUUCGCAACGACGCUGAGUGGGGGAAGUCAUCUGACUUCUAUUUACACCCUGUUUGCCUGUUCUGUGUUAUGGCGGUUUUUUUCCAGUGGCAACCUCCGUUAUGCUUUUCUUGCGUUGAAAAUAGAGUACAAGUCGUCACGCAAGAUUGCAACCAUGCAAUGUUUUGUGUUAAGUGUUACGAAACUUACCUUGCGCGAGAACGAGAACGGCUUGGCUUAUUGCGCUCAAAAAAUAAGAUUGACAAAGAUAGUGCUUUUGUCCGAUGUCCGUUAUGCAGAGAUAAAAUUCGAAGUGUUGGUCGCAUUUGGUUUGUGACAACAAGGUGUCUACUAUGCGGCUGUAAAACUCUCGAUGCUGUGGCUGGAGGUGUGGCAGGCUGUGGAUGUGUUUUUGGAUGUUAUGGGGAAGCACAGAAGCUUAUUCGAACUCAAAAGCCAAAGUGCCCCUACUGUGAAACUCCUCUAGUAGAUUUUGACGUUGCGUUCUGCAGCUCUAUGGUUUUAUUCUUAACGGUAUUUAGCAUUUCUCCAACUUUGGAGCUUCUAAGGAAUAGUAGAUUUUGGAAGUUUGGUGAAAUUAUGUCCUACUCUGUUCGUUUAGAACUUCCAGGUAAGGUUGAGGACGACGCGGAUGCAGGUUCAACGGAAGACCAGCAGGAGUUCAAAGGAGGUCUUGGCUGUUGUCGACCGCGCUAUAGUGACAGUGGAUCCUGUAUAUAG